Drechmeria coniospora is the source of this 990-nucleotide messenger RNA. RefSeq lists its product as uncharacterized. Gene Ontology annotation, biological process: fatty acid elongation. NCBI's taxonomy places the organism in Eukaryota, Fungi, Ascomycota, Sordariomycetes, Hypocreales, Ophiocordycipitaceae. The record is from RefSeq and is a predicted model, not a curated record. The transcript has a single exon. Bases 1 to 990 code for a protein of 329 amino acids. Gene Ontology annotation, cellular component: endoplasmic reticulum.
AUGCUCGGCUCUCUCCUGCUCCCCUUGGCCGUCGUCGGCACCGCGACGGUCGCCUACCUCUCGUACGCCGUCGUCGACUUCCUCGCCCUCCAUUUCCUCCUUCCGUCGCGUCCGCUCGAGGCCUACAAACGCCGCGGGCCGGGCCCGACCUACGCCCUCGUCACCGGUGGCAGCGCUGGCAUCGGCCUCGGCGUCGCCCAGGAGCUCCUGCGGCAGGGCUUCGCCGUCGUCCUGCUCGCCCAUCUCGAGGAGGAGCUCGUCGAGACGAAGCAGAUGCUCCGGCGGCUCGUGCCCGGCGCCGAGGUCCGCACCGUCGUCGUCGACGCGAGGACGGCCACGGCGGCCGAGCUCGACGACGUCGUCCGGUCGCUCGAGGGGCUCGACGUCUCGAUGCUCGUCAACAACGUCGGCGGCUGCGCCGUGGCCCUGCCGCCGCUGCGGCCCGUGUCGACGUAUUCGACGUCGGACGUCGACGUCGUCGUCGAUCAGAACGCGCGCUUCAUGGCCCGGCUCACGGCCCUCAUGCUGCCGCUGCUGAGCCGCCGCCGCCGGGGCGACGCCGACGAGCGGUCGCUGAUCCUCAACAUGAGCUCGGCCGGCGGCGUCGGCGUCCCGUACCUCGCCGUGUACGGCGCGACAAAGGCCUUCAACCUCGCCUUCAGCCGGGGCGUGGCGAGGGAGCUGGACGCGUCGCCGUCGACGAGCCACGUCGACUGCCUCGCCAUCGUCCCCGGCGACGUCUUGUCCCAGGGCAACAGCAAGGGCGUGUCGAGCCUGGCGCCGCGGUGGGACGACUACGGCCGCUGCCUCGUCGGUACCGUCGACGGCGCCAUCAGGAGAGGCAUGAGGGACCUGAGCCCCUACUGGCUGCACGACCUCGAGCAGCGAAUCCUACCUUGGCUGGACGAGGGCACGAGGACGAGAGAGGUGACCAAGGCCAUGGAGGUGAAGAAGCGUGCCUGGGAUGCCCACCUGGACAAGACUCGGUAG